This is a messenger RNA of Loa loa (African eye worm), 1421 nucleotides long. RefSeq lists its product as hypothetical. Gene Ontology annotation, cellular component: U2-type prespliceosome; U1 snRNP. Bases 16 to 1068 code for a protein of 350 amino acids. The transcript is spliced from 8 exons. Gene Ontology annotation, molecular function: mRNA binding. The record is from RefSeq and is a predicted model, not a curated record. NCBI's taxonomy places the organism in Eukaryota, Metazoa, Nematoda, Chromadorea, Rhabditida, Onchocercidae. Gene Ontology annotation, biological process: mRNA splice site recognition.
UUAUAGUCUUGCAAGAUGUCGGCUACAGAACAGAUGGCGCAAAUGCUAAACGAACUAAUGGGUGUAAAACGAAAUGCGGAUAUUGGUGAUACGGAUGAGCCAGAUUUCGAUGAACCUGAUGUGUGCAAGAAUUUCUUAGUUGCAUUCUGUCCAAAUGAAAUGUUCAGGAAUACGAAAGCUGAUCUUGGUUUUUGUCCAAAGAUCCAUGAUCCAGCUUUACGACUGAAAUAUCGUGAAAGUAGUCGUUUCGAAAAAUUAGGAUAUGAGGAAGAGUUUUUGAAUAAAAUUCGUCGUCUGGACGAUGAAGUGCGUCGAAAAAUUGAGAAGAACGAACGCCGUCUUGCUAUGACGCAACCUGUCAUUAAAGAUGCUUCAAAAGAAGGCAAUGAAGGUGAAACAGAUGCACAACGCAGGCAAAAAGAGCUUAUUGCUGAGCAACAGUCCAAUCUAUCUGCCAAAAUCAACGAUUGUAUGGAAAAAGCCGAAGCCUUGGGGGCACUGGGUAAAGUGGAUGAAGCGAAAGAGCAAGUACGACAAGCGGACAAAUUCAAACAAGAGCGUGCGGCUUUGGAUCGUUUGCUGGCGCAAUCGGCGAAUCCUACAAGUCAUAUUGAGGAUCUCGCCAAUCAACUUUCAAAACCGAUGGAAGUUUGCCAGGUUUGUGGAUGUUUCAUGCUUGUGAAUGAUGUGCAACAAAGAAUAGAUGACCAUUAUGCCGGUAAACAGCAUAUGGCCUAUGCGAGAAUUCGGGCGACAAUUGAAGAAAUGGAUCGAAAACGGGAAGAAAAACGAAAGGGAAAGAUAGAGCGUGAAGACAAGGAAAGGAAAGAUCGUGAAAGGAAAGAACGCGAUGACAGAGAACGACGGAACGAAAGAGAUCGAGAAAGAGAGAGGGAUCGUGACAGGGAGAGAGAUAGAGAUAAGGAUCGAGAUAGAAGACGGGAUGAAAGAGACCGUGGACAUCGACAUCGUUCGCCACGCUCACGGCGAGAUGAUGAUCGACGAUAUGACCGUCAUUCGGAUAGACAUCGAGAUAGAAGAGACGACCGGGACCGGCACAGACGAUGAAAAUGGACGCGUGUAGAGGGAUGCAUUUGAGUUGGACAAGAAGGAUAAAACAGUGGUACAUUGCCAUCACUUCUCUUUGAUAUUUGAAAUGCUUAUUUUGUUUUCUUGCAGACAUAUUAUAGUUGUGCAUUAGUUUUACAGUUGCUGUAACAAGAUUGUUGAUGUCGAACCGAAUGUUUUGUUUGUCCUUGCCUGAUUUAAAAGAUCGUUUCUUAUACUUCCGUAUUCUUGUCCAUUCAUCGGAGCUGUUGAAUAUAUUGUUAUUUUUUUCUUCCAACAAAUUGGAAAUAUUUUUCGUGAUCUAUAACAAAAUGUUAAUUCGUAUCAUUUUUCUUCUGUACAUCUGAAUGAGA